Messenger RNA from Pseudovirgaria hyperparasitica, 1951 nucleotides. Its product is annotated as mitochondrial matrix Mmp37. The record is from RefSeq and is a predicted model, not a curated record. The transcript has 2 exons. NCBI's taxonomy places the organism in Eukaryota, Fungi, Ascomycota, Dothideomycetes, Acrospermales, Acrospermaceae. Gene Ontology annotation, biological process: CDP-diacylglycerol biosynthetic process; cardiolipin biosynthetic process. Gene Ontology annotation, molecular function: phosphatidate cytidylyltransferase activity. Gene Ontology annotation, cellular component: mitochondrion. The coding region runs from base 136 to 1698 and encodes 520 amino acids.
GCAUAUUUUCUGUAAGCUACGUAUGCGCACUUUCCCGGUCAUAACAAUUGAAUCGGUACCUGGUACCAGGUACUGCUGCCAUGCUUGACUAAUUUCUUGCCCUCUGCCCUUCUUGGUAACUCGCCAGGACUCUACAUGCCCCAUCACGUUCGAUACAUCAUGUCUCUUCCCACCCCAGUUACCCCGCGGAGCUCCCAGGCUGUCAUUGCUUGGCGCCGGGUUGUCGUCAGUCACUCAGUUUGCUAUCCGCGAUAUCAAUUAGAACCUCGCCGUUUGUUUGCAUCUCGAGUAUCCUCGCACAAGUCAAGCAGGGACAGCCGCUCUUAUUCACAAUCGUCCUCCAGCCGUACAAGCUCUAUUAAAAGCGAAAGCUCUUUAAGCACCGCACAGAGCCCUACACAGAGCUCUCCAUCGUCACAAUACCCUGACACAUCAGGAGAAACGUCAUCAGAUUGGGAAGAUGGGGAACAUAAAGAGCUGGAGAGCUUCGGACAAUUGCCUUCGAAGGAUUUCGGUCAAAAUCAAGUCAUGGAGACGAAUGAGGAGUUCAAGAAGUCUUUGAGACAAAUAUUGAGGAACUUCCCACAAAUCACACAUGCGUUCGCGUAUGGCUCUGGAGUGUUCCCACAAAGCGAAGGAAACGCCUCCAGAGUCGACCUGAGUCCUCAUCCGAACCCACCCGAAGCUAUAUUAAAAUGGCAGAAAGGCGGCGGAAAAGUUAUUGAUUUUAUCCUGGCCACCAAGUUCUCCCAACAUUUCCAUUCUCUAAACCUCAACAAACACCGCGACCACUAUUCAUUUCUCGGCUCUCUAGGCUCUGGUGCGGUGUCCUAUGUGCAAGACAAGUUCGGCGCUGGCGCCUACUACAACCCCUAUAUAACGAUAAAUGGGACGUUGAUCAAGUAUGGCGUGGUACAAAUGGAUACACUGUAUCGUGAUCUGACUGAAUGGGAUACUUUGUACCUCGCCGGACGAUUACAAAAGCCUGUCAAGAUCCUUACUGAAGACCCUAAUAUACGCCUCGCGAAUCAACGCAACCUGAUGGCUGCAGUCCGUUGUGCAUUACUGAUGCUCCCAGAGACCUUCACGGAACAUGAUCUAUACACCACAAUCGCUUCGCUUUCAUACACUGGCGAUCCACGUAUGAAUGUAGGAUCAGAGCAUCCUAACAAAAUACAAAACAUUGUCACACAUCAACUCCGAGCCUUCAGGCAGCUCUACUCCUCUUUAAUCUACGAACUGCCGAACAUUCACUACGACGACAAAAGACUCAAAUCUUCGAAUCCACGUUGGGAGACACUACCACUGGUCUCCGACUUCAAGAUGACACAAAUAAUGGAGCCUGCUUUCCGUGGUAAUAUGGUCCGCCGCCUACCAAAGUCCUUCCGCGAGAAACUUUAUUUUCAGUACCAGAAGAAGUUCUCGAUACCAGGUGCAGAAUUCACUGCCAUGCUUGAGUCAUCAAAAGAUGAAGAUGCUAGAGGCGGUGUCAGGAAACCUGUCGGAGGUCCGUUUGAUCAGAAGAUAAGCAUGGAGUCGGACAUCGCAGAGAAAGUUCGUGCAUCGGUUGUCCAAACAGUCAAGUGGCCAAGCACUGUGCAAAGCGUAAAGGGUAUCUUCACCGGUGGACUUCGAAAGAGUUGGCGGUAUACAAGUGAAAAGUGGCAAAAAGGCAAGCUUGGGCAGACAAGUUCUUGACAAUGACUUCAUCUUGUACGAAUUGAGCAUGUAAAUAUGAUUGGCGGCAUUUGUGGUUAUGUAUAUGUCGCUCAUUGAUGGGGUAUUUUCUUUUGUAUGAUAUCGAGCUCUUGAAAGCUCAACCUUGCUCUGAUGUUCUUGAAUAUAAAUGAGCAGAGUAGAGUAGGAGCAACUACUUGGUCGGCAAGGUUCGUCUAUAAAAGCCUAGAAUGAAUGAUAUGUAAAUAAAGACUGAGUAUGAAGUAACGCUGUC